Molecule: messenger RNA, 1252 nt
Organism: Branchiostoma floridae (Florida lancelet)
Lineage: Eukaryota; Metazoa; Chordata; Leptocardii; Amphioxiformes; Branchiostomatidae
Product: electron transfer flavoprotein subunit beta-like
Exons: 5
Cellular component (GO): cytosol
Molecular function (GO): electron transfer activity
Source: RefSeq, a predicted model, not a curated record
GUUUCACAUGCCCAAAAUUUUGCAGGAACGUCAAAACGCAAAUCGAGGUCGUGAGGCCAUCAGGCAUGCGCAGAUUGUUCCGCUACGUCAUAACCUUAGGGUGUGCUUUGGCCGCGCUCUCUCCCCAGUUUUGCAAAAUGGCGAAUCUUCGAAUUUUGGUCGGAGUGAAGAGAGUGAUCGACUACGCGGUGAAAAUCCGCGUCAAGCCGGACAACUCCGGGGUCGUUACAGAUGGCGUCAAACACUCGAUGAACCCGUUCUGUGAAAUCGCCAUGGAGGAGGCCGUCAGGUUAAAGGAGAAGAAGUUAGCUAAGGAGAUCAUUGCUGUGAGCUGUGGCCCUACCCAGGCCCAGGAGACCAUCAGGACAGCCCUGGCUAUGGGUGCUGACAGGGGCAUCCAUGUGGAGGUGUCAGGAAAGGUAAUGAAAAAUUGUCAAGACACACUUAUAUUCCCACAACAGAAUCCUUCUAUACUGCAUUUGAUAUACAGUUGAAUAAUGUAAAAUAUUUCCUUUCAGUCCAUUGAUGGAGACAACAACCAGACAGGACAGAUGACAGCAGCGCUACUUGACUGGCCACAGGCAACCUUUGCUUCAGAGGUCACAAAGGAAAAUGACCAUCUUAAGGUCAUUAGGGAAAUCGAUGGUGGCCUGGAGACUGUUAAAGUCACACUUCCCGCAGUCAUCACGGCAGACCUGCGUCUGAACGAGCCCCGCUACGCCACCCUCCCCAACAUCAUGAAGGCCAAGAAGAAGAAGAUCGCCAAGCACAAGGCGUCAGACUUCGGUGUGGACCUGUCCCCCACACUGGAGGUGCUGAGUGUGGAGGACCCACCGGUCAGACAGGCAGGCCAGAAGGUGGAGAGUACAGAGGAGCUGGUAGCCAAGCUGAAGGAUUCUGGAGUAAUUUAACACAGUCCUCAACACAAUACUCAUUGAUUUGCAGAGGAUAAUACUUGAAUUGGAAGACUUGAAGUCCUGUAAUUUUUGUUUAGUUCAGCUAAAACUACAAGGCUUCAUAGGCUAUAUAUCUGCACAUAUGCAUCUCAAUAUGACUUCCACAGCCAUUUUCUGGUAGGAAAUUGUGAAAAUAUUCGAGGCAUGUUGCAUACUUUAGUAUCAGUAUUCUACUUUCAAACCUGAAUGAUAUAUUGAUCAGACAUGUGAAGCUAUAGGUUGAGUUGCCAGUGUAGAGACCAGAUGAUGUAAUAUGCUGCUUCCAUCAUUUCUGUAAAUAAAAGAGUUGUGCCUCA